AUGAGCCGGCGCAAGCACUCGGUUGCAGCCCCUCUGGUCGCCGGUUUCCUGCUGCUGGCGUCCGCACCCACACUGGUUUCCGCCCACCCUUACCCUCUGCAAAAUGUGGCCAACAACCUAUUUUAUGAACUUGGAGACAAGUUCAUGAAGCGCGACUGCGUCCAGCGUUGCGGUGUUGACUCUCAAUACUGCUGCGGCUCUGGCGAACAGUGCUACACAGUCAACAAUAUCGCUGGCUGCAGCACCAUCAACGGCGGUGGGGGCUAUGGCAUCUUCACCACAACUUGGACCGAGACCAACACCUUCACCAGCACUAUCACAACAGAUUGGCCUGCAACAACAAAGGCCGGAGGAGGAGGGGCUGGAGGCACGUGUGUCCCACAGCACGAAGGAGAGACGGCAUGCGGCAGCAUUUGCUGCGCCGUCUAUCAGUACUGUGCCUACGAAGGGCAAUGCGCCCAGCGAGCUGGCUGGGGUGGGGGUAUCACCACCGUUACUUCUGGAGGCGUAACAAUCACUACUCAAUUCUCGGCCCCCUAUCGCAUCACAAGCACCGCAGCCACAGGAACCUUUGCAUCGGCAACCGCGACUGGAACCGGAACCGUUGUGCCCGUCACCGACGAGGGUACCGGCGGAGGUUUGAGCGGCGGGGCAAUCGCGGGUAUUGUUAUCGGCACUCUCGCUGGCCUUGGUCUGCUCAUGCUGCUCUGCUUUUGCUGCAUCGCCCGCGGUCUUUGGGGCCUCAUCUUUGGCGGCAAGAAGAAGAAGGAGCACAGCCGUGAGCGGGUCGAGGUCGUCGAAGAAAGAUACUCGCGCCACGGCAGCCGUAUGCCCUCGGCCCACUCCCACCGCCCCUCGCACACCGGCUGGUUCGCGGGCGGCGGUCGUCCCGCACCCGCUGCGCGCCGCAAUGAGGAGAAGAAGGAGGGCGCCAAGUGGUUGGGCCUGGGUGCCGCCGCCGCGACGUUGCUGGCGCUGCUGAACGUUAAGAAGGACAAGCCAGCGCGCAAGCCGCGGUCGAGCUACACGGAUUCGUACUACUCGUACACGGGGACAAGUCCCAGUGAGUCUUCAUCGGAUUCUCGGACUCGAUCGGAUCUGACGUCCUACCUAGGCAGCUCCAGCUCGGGUGGAAGAACUCACCGAACCGGCCAAACACGCGGUACCCGCACGACACGCCACUCACGGAGGUAG
Molecule: messenger RNA, 1194 nt
Organism: Colletotrichum graminicola M1.001
Lineage: Eukaryota; Fungi; Ascomycota; Sordariomycetes; Glomerellales; Glomerellaceae
Exons: 1
Coding region: 1-1194 (397 amino acids)
Source: RefSeq, a predicted model, not a curated record